Didymosphaeria variabile is the source of this 981-nucleotide messenger RNA. RefSeq lists its product as uncharacterized. The transcript is spliced from 4 exons. Lineage: Eukaryota; Fungi; Ascomycota; Dothideomycetes; Pleosporales; Didymosphaeriaceae. The coding region runs from base 1 to 981 and encodes 326 amino acids. The record is from RefSeq and is a predicted model, not a curated record.
AUGAAGGGCGCCUUCAUCGCCGCCCUUGGGCUACUUGCCCCGGCCGAUGCUCUGCUCCGCUUCGGCUGCGCGAAGUCAUCUAUCCAACGUCUCGACCCGUUGGUCAACCCCGGCCAGAGCCCUUCACCACAUUUGCAUCAGAUCAUCGGAGGCAAUUCUUUCAACAUCUCAAUGGACCCAACAACUCAUGACCUUGUGAAAGGCUCUACAUGCACUAGUUGCCAGUUCAGUGAAGACUUGGCCAAGAAUGGUACCUUCAAGCGCGUCCCUCAACGCCCCCAGCAGGGUAUCGAAAGCACCCAAGGCGGCAUGAUGGUCUACUACAUGUCCGAUGCACUCUUCGACACUGCACAGAAGUCCAAGGUCACAGCCUUCAAGCCCGGAUUCCGCAUGCUCGUCGGAAAUGUGAACUACAACAACCGCGAGGAGGCCCGUAACUUCCGCCAGCUCACCUACAUCUGCAUGCAGAACGAAGGUACCCGCGAACCGGAGACGAUUAACUUCCCCGAUAAGCCAUGCCCUGCAGGUAUCAUGGCUAAUCACAGGUUCCCAACAUGUUGGGAUGGUACGAAUGUCGACUCGCCCAACCAUCAAGACCACGUUGCAUAUCCCGAGUCUGGUACUUUUGAAUCAGGAGGACCCUGCCCUAAGACCCACCCAGUGCGCCUCCCGCAGAUCCUGCUGGAGACGGUCUGGGACACCAAGGCGUUCAACAACAAGGUGGACUGGCCCUCUGAUGGCAGCCAGCCGUUCGUGUGGAGUAGUGGUGACAGCACCGGUUACUCUUCGCAUGCGGACUACCUCUUUGGGUGGAAGGAUGACAGCUUGCAGAAGCAUCUCGAUGGGCACACGUAUGUUACCGCGCCGACGUUGAAGACGCAGAGCAUCGCGGAGCAAAACAAGUGUACUGUCAAGGAUAUGGUGGGCGAGGACUACGAUAGCUGGCUGAAGGUUUUGCCAGGCAACGUUCAGGUCAAAUAG